This is a messenger RNA of Penicillium argentinense, 1176 nucleotides long. RefSeq lists its product as uncharacterized. Bases 1 to 1176 code for a protein of 391 amino acids. NCBI's taxonomy places the organism in Eukaryota, Fungi, Ascomycota, Eurotiomycetes, Eurotiales, Aspergillaceae. The record is from RefSeq and is a predicted model, not a curated record. The transcript is spliced from 5 exons.
AUGAUGAGCGAGGAUGAGCAUCAAAGGGUGCUGGCCGUUAGGACGGUCGCGGCCGUUUUCAUGCCCAUAGCCGUUAUCACGGUGAUGCUGCGCUGUUAUGUGCGCGGAUGGGUCGUCAAAGGCUUUGGAUUGGAUGAUGGUUCCAUGGUGCUUGCAGCGGUAAUACACCCUUUUACGUUGAUCCGCGCUGACACGAACCCACGGACUAAUGGCAGUCAAUUGUACGAGCAUGAAACCGCGGAGCAUCGAGUAAUAGCUAUGAGGUAUUGGUGGCUCUGCGAGAUCGCCUACUGCUUCGCCUCGAUUUUUUGCAAAAUUUCGAUUUGCAUUUUCCUCAUGCGAAUCACAGUCAAGAGACAUCAUAUCUGGACGCUUUACAUCGUCAUGAUCCUGACCGUUAUUGCUGGUCUGGUAUUCAUGUUUCUAAUGCUUUUGCAAUGCAAGCCACUGUCCUAUUUCUGGACACGACUGGGCACCGAUGCCGAAGGCUACUGCAUCAGUAUCGAAAUUAUUAUUAUUAUGACUUAUGUCUACAGUGUUUUUGCCGCAGUUUGCGAUUUCACCGUUGGCAUUUUGCCAAUUUUCCUCGUGCGAAAUUUGCACAUGAAACGACAAGCAAAGUAUGCCGUCGUUGGGAUUCUCAGUAUGGCUUGCAUUGCGUCCUCUGCUGUGAUCAUUAGGUUGCCAUUCGUGCAAACCUUCGCGGACUACCAGUUCCUCUAUGCCACCUACCAAAUCGCGAUCUGGUCGAACAUCGAAGCCGGCCUUGGAAUCACAGCCGGCAGUCUCGCAACUCUCCGACCCCUCCUUCGCAAAAUGAUGGGCUCUCGCUCCGACGGAGACUAUUCAUCAGGGUUCCCUAGGGCAUCGACCUCACGCCGAGCUGGGGCCAGUGGACAACGACCGGUGCCACUGGACUCCCUUGAUGGAACAGGGCACAGCGAAUUGCGACCGGAUAAACUGGCGGUUGUGGUUACAAAUAUUGAAAGCCAGAGGGACGUGGAUAAUUCGUGGCUGCAACCUUCGAGUCCGAACAGUAGCGAGGAAAGGUUGACCAACGAACCUCCGACCCCCGGGAGAAUGGAAGUCGGCAUUCAUCGUACAUUCGAGGUCACGACGACCGCGGAUCCAUAUGAAGGCGAAGGGUCACAUCGAAUGGUCAAGGAACACCUAUAA